CACCUCGACCAGAGAUCUCGACUCGAGCACUUCCACAAGUCGAUCGAAACCCUAGAGUAGAGACAGAGCGGCGGCCAUGGCGAUCAUCUCCGAGGACAUCAUGCAGGAGGACGAGGCGUCGACGCAGCCGCAGCAGCAGGCGGCGGCCGUGAAGGAGAACAGCACGGAGGUGGAGAAGAAGGAGAAGGAGGAGAGCAAGGGGAGGCAGCCAAACUCCGGCAACGGCCUCGACCUGGACAACUACUCGUGGGCGCAGCAGCUACCAGAGGUGAACAUCUCCGUCCCCCUCCCUGAAGGAACGAAGGCGAGGUUCGUCGUCUGCGAGAUCAAGAAGGACCACCUCAAGGUCGGACUCAAGGGCCAGCCUCCCAUCAUCGAUGGUGAGCUGCACAAACCAGUCAAGGUCGAGGACUGCUUCUGGAGCAUCGAGGACGGGAGCUUGAUGUCCAUACUGCUGACAAAGCGUAAUCAGAGCGACUGGUGGAAAUCCCUGAUCAAAGGCGAUCCGGAGAUUGACACCCAGCGUGCCGAGCCGGAGAGCAGCAAGCUCUCGGAUCUGGACCCCGAGACGAGGCAGACCGUGGAGAAGAUGAUGUUUGACCAGCGGCAGAAGCAGAUGAGCCUGCCCACCAGCGAAGAGAUGCAGAACCAGGAUAUGCUCAAGAAACUCAAGUCCCAGUACCCCGACAUGGACUUCUCCGGGAUGAAGAUGCCUUCUUAAGAUUGUCUCUUAGCUGGAGCCCGGAUAAUGCGGAAGAUUUUUAGAUGGAGAAAUCGCUUCUACCUUAAUUAGUAUAGUUUCUAUUUGGGUGUCUUAGUAUUUUAGUGUCUGUUUAUGCGUCUACGUAUCUUUCGCACUUUGCUAUUUGGAUGACUUUGGUUUAUAGUGUCUUAUGGUUUUGUGGCAACAGUUUUACCGAGGCUUCGGAAGUUAACUAGUGACGUUUGAGUAGUCCUUCUAUGUCGAAAUAUA
Triticum dicoccoides is the source of this 973-nucleotide messenger RNA. RefSeq names its product protein BOBBER 1-like. Gene Ontology annotation, cellular component: cytoplasm. Gene Ontology annotation, biological process: protein folding. The transcript has 2 exons. Lineage: Eukaryota; Viridiplantae; Streptophyta; Magnoliopsida; Poales; Poaceae. The record is from RefSeq and is a predicted model, not a curated record. Bases 77 to 721 code for a protein of 214 amino acids.